This is a messenger RNA of Dovyalis caffra, 921 nucleotides long. Lineage: Eukaryota; Viridiplantae; Streptophyta; Magnoliopsida; Malpighiales; Salicaceae. The record is from the annotation of a GenBank genome assembly.
AUGGUAGAGAUUGCUAGAGAAAACAAAGUUCCUCUUAUUCAUUUCUCUGUUUUCUCUACUGCUACAUAUGUGUUUCUUGGAUCCCCAGAGUACUUAGUUGGCGAUGGUCAAAAAAGACUUCGGCCAUCAUGGAUGAGUAUGACAUCAAAACCAGAGUGGGUUGACUUUCCCUCCUCAAUAUCUUAUCGAAACCACAAGGCUGUUGGUGCUUUCAAAGGGAUGUAUGGAGGAAAUGCUUCUGGGAUCACAGAUGGUGAAAGGGUUUCCAAGAUACUCGAUGGAUGCCAAGCUUUUGCGGUACGCAGUUGCACCGAGUUCGAAGGAGACUACUUGACUUUAUUUGAAAGGCUGAUAGGAAGACCUGUGAUUCCUGUAGGCUUGUUACCACCAGAGAAGCCAGAAAGAAGAGAAAUCACUGAUGCUCUGGGAACUUAUGAGUCAAUAGGCAUACAUGCUGGCUUCCACAGCGAGAAUGCUUCCAGUACAACUGAUGCUGCAAGGUUAGCCAAGGUUCUUGAUUCCUGUCAAGCAUCAUUCAUCAUUAAUCAAACAUUCAAUGCAAGGCUAUUUUUAGAGAAGGGUUUGGCAAUUGAAGUUAAAAUAAGCAAAGGUGGUUCAUUUAGUCAGGUAUCCGAUUACCUUAGACAGGCAAUGAUAGGACAAGAAAAGGCUGCACCAAACCAGGAUUUUCAGCUGUUGAAACUAGUGACACUCACUGACGGCCAAACUGCACUUGCAUCAGCAAAGACGCCCGCAAAUCAGAGAGACUUAGUUAUGGCAAGUGAUUUGCAUGUGGUUGUAGCUUUCGGAAGCUACGAGGCAAGAAACAUCUAUCCUGGCAUAUUUGGGGAGAAUGCCUCAGGAAUAAGAGAUGCUGAACGAGCAGCAAAGACUUUUAAGUGGAUGUCAAGCUAUAACUGA